Menidia menidia (Atlantic silverside) is the source of this 370-nucleotide messenger RNA. The record is from the annotation of a GenBank genome assembly. NCBI's taxonomy places the organism in Eukaryota, Metazoa, Chordata, Actinopteri, Atheriniformes, Atherinopsidae.
AAAAGACAUGUCCCACAGGAUGGAAAAUGUUCAGUUGUUCCUGUUACCUUGUCUCUUUUUGUCUGGUACCUGGGAUAAAGGCAGAGAGGACUGUAAAGACAAAGGUGCCGAUCUAGUGGUGAUAGACACCACUGAAGAACAGAAAUUUGUCUCUGGACUCAUUACCAGUGAUACUUGGAUUGGUUUAAGCGAUAGGAAUCAGGAAGGACUCUGGCAAUGGGUGGACAACUCUCCUUUAAGUGUGACGUUCUGGGGUAGAAAUCAACCUGAUAGUGCUGGAGACCCGAAGAGGCAUGACGAGGACUGUGCACAAUUUUUUGAUUCUCCAACUGUUUGGAACGAUAUUUCAUGUACCACCUCUUUUAAGUGG